Pichia membranifaciens NRRL Y-2026 is the source of this 2720-nucleotide messenger RNA. RefSeq lists its product as hypothetical. The transcript has a single exon. The record is from RefSeq and is a predicted model, not a curated record. Lineage: Eukaryota; Fungi; Ascomycota; Pichiomycetes; Pichiales; Pichiaceae. Bases 24 to 2489 code for a protein of 821 amino acids.
UGACAUCAAACUCCAAACAAGCAAUGGAUAUACAUCAGAGCUACUCACAAGACAGACUACUGUCAAUCGAUAAACAGCUGGAAGAUAUUGAUUUCAAUCUUGAGAAAUAUUUUGAGAAUUAUAAUCUGAAGCAACUACGAUAUUUUUUGAAGGAAGCUGAUGCUGAACAGGUUACUGAGGAUGCGAUAAAUGAAGAUGAGAAGGCUAGCACAAGUUCCAAAAUCCUAGAAAAUAUAAGCUCACAAAAAAUCAAGAAACAGGAUUACAUUGAGCUUGUUGAAUUGUGCAACCAGCUAUGGAUUGUCAAUGGAUUGGUGAACGAAUUGGCUCAUCAGACCCAAUUCGAGGAUAGAGUACAAUCUUAUCUGAAACUCAAAUCCAGAACGGAUGAAAUCAAAAGAAGUAUUGACCAAUUUGGUGAUGAGGGGCCAGUGAAAGUGUUGAGUGCUCUAGAUGAUAAGAUCAGUGAGCUAAAGCUCGAACUUGUCAACCUGGCCCAGAGUAAACUUCAUGUUUUUUUGACAAUAAGCGAUGAUCUCGAUGUUCACUACAGUAAUACAGUGGAUGAGUUACCCUUCUUCGCAUUCUUGAAAUGUUGUCGAAGUAUUUCAAGCUCGGAUUCAGAUUCUCUCUUCAACUUCAAUAAGCUUUUUAACAGUUGGCUGCAAAAGUUUCUCGAAAAACUAAACAAAGGGUUUUCGGCUGCUUUUCAACAAACUCCUAAGACACUUGAGCUAACUUUGAAACCAGGUAAACCAGAUCUUUUGGAUUUUACACAAUCUAUUGAGCAGCUGAUACUUUUUCUGAAUAGCCUGGCUGCGCAGAACGAAAGCAUGGUAGAACUGAAAAAUACCAGGACGAUAUUGGGGAAGAGCAUAUUGAAAUCGUUGAAGCAUACCAUAUUUUCCAAAGAAAAUGUUUAUCCAUUGAUUGUGGACAAAAUGAAUUAUGAUGAACAUUUGAGUCAGAAAGGUAGUAAAGUUUCAAUUGUUGCCGCACUAUACAAAGUUUCCAAAUUAUUGUCAUCAGCAGGAUGGUCCAAAGAUGGGAUUUGUGAACUGGAAUUUUGGAUCGACGACUUGACUAAUUCUUGGAUUGAUAACCUAAUAGAUUUUACUAUCGACGAUCUUAAGUUGUUUGUCAUCAGUCUUGUGAAUAAGGAAAAGGCGGAUUUGUUGAAAGAAUCAAAUUUGAUUUGCAAGGAAGUUGAUGUAGUACCAAAUGCCCCUCGAGUUCCGGACACCAAGCCACAAGAACCUGUAAAGGAAUCGGGAGAAGAUGGAUGGGGAGAUGGAUGGGAGAAUAAUGAUGGUUGGGAUGAUGACGACGACGAUGACGACGACGGCAACUCUAGUAAUGAUGCUAACGCACAUAAAAAAGAAGCCAAUGAUAGUUAUAAGUUAAGUGGCGAGAUAGAACAGAGUUUGGUUGAUGAAGAUGAAGGCUGGAACGAUAACGACCUGGAUCUGGACCUUAAUUCCGCUGAUCAGCCUCAGGACAAUACUGAAGAUGAAGAUGGAUGGGACGCCUGGGAAGAUGACGUCAAACUUGACGGAGAAGAAGAAGAUAAAAAUGUGCAAAUUCCUCUUAUUAGCAGGCCGUUGGUUCCAUCUUAUAAAUAUUCAAAAUUAGUUGACGAGGUUAUGCUUAUUAUUGGUGAUUAUAUGAAAAAUCUUGAAGGUUUGAAGGAACUUGGAGUGAGUAAGGAUCAUUUUGAUGAAGCACGCGGUUUAUUUAAACAUGGGUUUAAAAAAUUGUGUGUUUCCUAUUUCAUGUUGGUUGAAUCAAAUAUUGCAGAGACAUAUCAAAAUGAGAUUUUGUUUUACAACGAUUAUAACAAAAUACUUGAAGAGUGUUACAAUGCGUAUGAGGUCGAUUUGACAACUUGUUUCAAAAUGAGCUCCAGGUUUAUUAAUACUUUGAAGUCAAACCUUUACUCAAACCUUUCAAGUGUGAUCGAGGACUACAACGAAGUUAUAUGGAAUGACAAUAACUUGGACAACGACCUCCAACUAAGAAAACGUGGGAAGGAAUUCUUAAUGAGGUUUGACAACGAAUUUGAUAUAGUCAACAAGAAACUCACCAAGCUAAUUGGUUACAAUACUCAGCUAAUCACUAAUUUUUUUGUCACCGUGAUUUUCCAGUAUUUCAAUAGCAUAUGUGACAAAGUGUUGGCUAGAACUGAUAUAUCAUCGUAUGAGUCUGAGCUAUUAACCGGAAUCAUCAAUGCUGUAGUUACCAACACAAUCAAUAAAACGAAGAGUUUGAACCUUAUGGUAGAAAAAAUCCAAAGUUAUAAUAAAUUACAGCAGAUCAAAUUGAUUCUUUCGUCGAACUUGAAAGAAAUUUUAGAUGCUUUUUACGACGCCAAGUUAUUCGAAAUGGAGACACAUGAAAUGAUAUCACUCAUUCAGAGCUUAUUUAUAGAGAGUUCUCAAAGAAUGGAUGCAAUCACUAACAUCAAAACCGCAAGAGAAACCCAAAUGUAAGUCUGUCUGAAUGUUUUGUUUUCUUUCUAUGUAUAUUUUUAUAAAAGGAUUACAAAAGUUACAAUUCAUCGUGUAAAUUUUUAACCAAUUUAUUAUCUUUUAGUGGUAAAAUUACCACAUACUCUAUGAACAAAUCUCCAAAUUCAUCAUUCCCCCCCAUUAUCGGCAUACCUUUUCCCUUAAUGAUUUCCACUUCACCAUUCUGUACAAACACGUUCUCAUCCCUAGAAA